CCUGAUUGGUGGGUGGAGCCUCUUGGCUUGAUUACAACCUGCCUCAUUUGAUAUUUAGGUGCUACUCCAAUGUAGAACGACAGCAAAAGUGCCUUGCUUGGCGUUUUACUUAUUGCCUUGUUUGACCUCACUUACAUGUUGCUACCUGUUUCGUCAUUUCCAGGAGUACUUAGGGUUUGUUAUUGGCAGAGCCAACUAACCAAUCCUGGAGAUGCCGAAGAGAAGAGAUAUUCUUGCCAUCGUGUUGAUAGGGUUACCCUGGACUCUGCUCAUCACCGUUUGGCACCAAAGCGCUAUCGCUCCACUCCUCGCCAUCCACAAGGAUGACGGCGUUGAGGGCAAGAGGGAGGCGGGCGGCCAAGCAGGAGACUCCAAGGAAUACUGCGCCUCAGAUAAGGACAUUGUAGAAGUGGUGAGAACUGAGUAUGUGUACACGCGGCCGCCGCCUUGGUCUGACGUCUUGCCCAGUAUCCACAUCAUCACGCCCACCUACAGUCGACCUGUGCAAAAGGCCGAGCUGACACGGCUGGCGAACACCUUCCUCCACAUUACCAACCUGCACUGGAUCCUGGUGGAGGAUUCUCAAAGAAGGACGUCUCUUGUGACGCGGCUCCUCAGAGAAACGGGCCUCAACUACACCCACCUAAAUGUCGAGACGCCCAGUAACUAUAAGCUGCAGGGGGACACUAGGGACCGUAGCGUCCCGCGGGGUACCAUGCAGAGGAAUCUGGCACUCCGGUGGCUGAGGGAGACCUUUAACGCUAAUAGCACUCAAGCUGGAAUAGUCUACUUUGCUGACGACGACAACACUUACAGCCUGGAGCUGUUUGAGGAGAUGAGAUCAACUCAAAAUGUUUCUGUGUGGCCCGUGGCCUUUGUGGGCGGCCUGCGCUACGAGCACCCCAAAGUCAAUGCGGCUGGGAAGGUGUACGGCUGGAAGACGGUGUUCGACCCCCAUCGGCCCUUUGCCAUCGACAUGGCCGGCUUCGCCAUCAACCUGAGGCUCAUCAUCUUCAAGCCUCAGGCGUAUUUCAAGCUUCGUGGGGUGAAGGGAGGCUACCAGGAGAGUAGUUUACUGCAGGAACUUGUCACACUCAACGACCUGGAACCCAAAGCAGCCAAUUGCACCAAGAUACUUGUUUGGCACACAAGAACAGAGAAGCCCGUCCUCGUAAAUGAAGGGAAAACAGGAUUCACCGACCCAAAUGUGGAGAUUUAACCAUUUCUCCCAGAUCUCCUAUUAAGCGUUUGUCUCCGGAUUCCUGAACAUGCAUUGAUGAAGAUGGCUCUUGAGGUCCAAGACGUGAAAUUUUUCUCAGACAUGGACAAAGCCGCAUUAUAUCAAAGCACAGAUUGGCUAGAGGCGGCUUUUAUUUAUGAAGUGUGCGAAAGAGACAUUGGCAAGGAUGCGCCACUAGACAGUAGGGGUGCAUGAUACUGCAAAAUCAUGCGAUAUGCGGUAUUGGGGUUGAAUAUUGUGAUAUCGAUAUUAUUGCAAUAUUUAUUCUCAGGGCUUUGAAUCGAUCCCAACUGGACUGUUCUGUUUGUCUUAGAAGACGUUUCACCUCUCAUCCGAGCAAAACGCCUUCUAAGACAAACAGAACAGUUUAUUUGUGAUCGAUUCAGUGCCUUGAGAAUGAAAUUACCUGGAUGAAUGAGAAUAUUCACAGGCAUGCCCGUAAAGAAAUGACAUUUUUAUUAUCUGAUGAAAUAAAUACGUGGUCUUAAAAAUUUUGUUUACGAGGGGUGUACGUUAAUCACCCAAUAAAAAAAUUGUAGUGACAACUAAUGGGGAGGCGGCACGGUGGCCGACUGGUUAGAACGUCACCCUCACAGUUUUGAGGUGCGGGGUUCAAUCCCCGUCCCCGCCUGUGUGGAGUUUGCAUGUUCUCCCCGUGCCUGCGUGGGUUUUCUCCGGGCACUCCGGUUUCCUCCCACAUCCCAAAAACAUGCAUGAAUUGGAGACUCUAAAUUGCCCGUAGGCAUGACUGUGAGUGCGAAUGGUUGUUUGUUUGUAUGUGCCCUGCGAUUGGCUGGCAACCAGUUCAGGGUGUACCCCGCCUCCUGCCCGAUGACAGCUGGGAUAGGCUCCAGCAUGCCCGCGACCCUAGUGAGGAGAAGCGGCUCAGAAAAUGGAUGGAUGGAACUAAUGGGGAUUGCGGAACACUUGGCAUUUAAGAACGCAGGUCGGAAGAACGCAUACUUACAUAUAAACCCUUUCCGCUCCACACACAAAGAUGAAAAGGUUCCUCGAUUUCGGUGCCCAAAAUCACACAUUCAAAUGAUUUUGACACGAUAGGCAGGUAUAUCAACAUGAUUAACCAUUGUUAUUCUUGUUUUAUAUGAAGUUUGAUGUAAAUCCGACAAUUAGUUUGUUCUCGGCGUGGUCAGGAAUGAGAGAAAGAAAGUUAGCCGGAUGUUUGAUAUUCGCUACACAUUCAGUUCUCACAUGCUCCACUAUAUUACAUGUGUAUUAUGUAAAGGACAAUUUCAAAAACUCUGAAGAAAAAAUGCGGCUGGGUUUGUUGUCAUUGCAAAUGUAUAUGCAAUCACUGCAACAACGGUGCUUGAGUCUACUGUAUAUUUGGCUUACCUGUGUUAAGGACCAUCAUACAAAUUACACAUCCCAGGAAUGAGAAUUAUUAACAGCUUGUCGCAAAUUCAUUCAUUUUAAAUUAAUAAUUUCAUGAUAUUAUGUUUUUGUACAUAAUAUAAUAAGAGAAAGGCACGGUGGACGACUGGUUAGCACAUCUGCCUCACAGUUCCGAGGACCCGGGCUCAAAUUCGGCCUCACCUGUGUGUAGUUUGCAUGUUCACCGUGUGCCGCUGUUGGUUUUCUUCGGGUACUCCGGUUUCCUCCCACAUGCCAAAAACGUGCAUGGUAGAUUUAUUGAAGACUCUAAAUUGCCUGUAGGUGUGAGUGUUUGUUGUUGUUUACAUGUGGUUGUUUGUUUAUAAGUACCCUGUGAUUGGCUGGCGACCAGUUCAAGGUGUACCCUGCCUGUCGCCCGAAGAUAGCUGGGAUAGGCUCCAGCAUGCCCACGACCCGAUUGAGGAUAAGCAGUACGGAAAAUGAAUGAAUGAAUAAUAGUAUGAAUUGGAAAAAGGUUUUUUUUUAAUAGGAAAAGCAGAAUUUGCCUGAUGAAAAUGUUAUUUUGGCCCACAACUGAAUUCUCAGGAAAAAAUCUGACCCGAGGCUACCUAGUUUUGGGCCCCUGGUCUAUGGUUUGUGACAGUAAUAUUUGCAUACAUUUUCAAAUUAAAUUAAAUAAAUCAGCGCUUAUCUUCACAGCGCCGGGCACAUCCUUAAAUUUUCCUGUAUGCGGCUCUUGGAAGAAAAACUUCAGCCACGCUUGAUUUAGAUAUUGUAACUACUAUAGUUCAUACUUUCCUUGUUGUCUAUUUAGACAUUGGAAUUAGCAAUUCACAUCGGAAGGAGCAGAUGUGGACUUAAGCGUACUCCUCCGCGGUCUCAAUGCAGAUUGGCUGACCACAAGCAAAGAGUGGAGGUGUGUCUUUGAGUACAUGCUUGACACCUGAGAAAAUCUCAUCUUGCAUCACCCAUUUUCCCUUCAUUCCUGGCCCCUGGCCCUCACAUCCUCAGAGGUCAAAUUGCCAUAUAGUGAAAGGCUGCUGCUGAAUCAGAAUCUCACCAUCUGCUUGCUGCUGCUCAAGCACUGACGCGAUAUGUCGUGAAGUGAAAGCUACCAACUCUGCCGAGGUUAAGACGAGGCCAGAUGGAGUGGGCGGCCGAGCUGCCUCGCCGGAUGUGAGCACACUGAGAGAAGUUAGAGAAGACACCAAGAUGGAGUAGAGUGGAUGCAGCUUCUUGCAUUGCCAAGUGUCUGAUCACCAAGCGAAACAUAAGCUAGUUGGUGGAGAAAUCGUUGUUGACAAGUACUUAAGACCUGACCACCAUCACUUGUGAUCAAAAAGUAGAGUCCUAAAACCUGUUUGUGUUCCCUUUUAAAUGUUUUAUAUUACAUUGCCAGUUGAUUUCAUUCAAUAGUUGUGUGACAGGCAGUUAAGGAUAAAGAAUGAGAUUUGUGAGGUUUAACGUUUAUUACAAUUCCUCAUACAUCAUAAAACUCAAAGAGUAAAGUGAGUGCUUGGUUUAAAAAUCACAGGUAUGGAAUUCUUUGAUCUGGAUGAAAACCUUUGAAAAUAGUAGUAAGCUGCUUGAGAGCACACUGUUGAAAAUAUGUAAAUUAAUAUACAGUGUCAUCAGAAAAACAGCAUGGUGUCAAAUCUGUGAGUUUUAUUCCACAGAGCCUUGUGCAAAAUAACAGGAAGCCCAGCCAAUAAAAUAUGAUCAAUUUAUGUAGCAGUGUAUUUAACAAGCAGGAGAACCAGACAGCCUAUUGGUGUGCUUAAUGAAUGUGUCUUUAUUAAAGCUGCUCACGUAGCAUCUGGUUUGCUGAAAAAGAAAAUGAGUCUGAAUCUGCCAGUCAAGACAACAAGACAAAACAUUGUACUCUUCACUUCCUUUCGAUAACAUCAUUUACUAUACAAAGACUGUGCUUUAUCAAACUCGACACAUUUAUGUACACAGUCCAAUAAAGGUCAAGUGAAAGACUGUGCAUGGAUGACGGGCAAUAUAUACCAAAUUCUUUGCCACCUAGGUUUAUCCUACUUUGGCUACUUUGGUUUACAUUCUAAUCAUCCACAGAGAGAUACUGCCCUGGAGGGAACCUGCUGCCUAUUGUGGGAUAGCUGAGGAUGUCACUUUAUGCAAUGUUAUGCAUCUCAGACUGCCCUUCACAUCUUAAAAAGGAGACUUAUUCUUAACAUACCACAGCUUGUCUGCUCAGUGUUGCAUUUAUGAGUGAUGCAGUGUAGGGCCUUGGAUUUGAAGUUUAUAAGGCCCAAACAGGAGCAAACUGUGUUGGCUUGUCUCUAAAGUCAUUGACAGUUUCACUUUGUCAGUGAAUAAACAGUCCAAGAUUUAGAGUUUGUUUGUGCCUGAAGGAGUUUCCUGACUAACUGUGUUUGGAAUUUGAAUUACCCCAAUGUUGUAAAAUCCCAAUAUGGAUCAAUAUCUUUCUUUCUUUCUUUCUUUCUUACUCUUUCUUUAUUUAUUUCUUUCUCUCUCUUUCUUUCUUUACUUUUAUCUAACCAGUAAUAGCCCCACUGAGGUUUACAGUCGACAGUAUUUUACAGGAGGUCCUGGCCUAGACAGCAGCACAAUAGUUCCAUAUAAAAUACAAAAGAACAAACAUCGACCCAGUAACAGUAUACAAAUCACAUUAAUACAUACUGUACAUCACACCAUCACCGUCAGUGUUCAGUAAGAGGACAUGAGCAUUCAUUAGUCAAAUACAUAAUAAUUAUUGUUUUAAACCGGCACAUAAUCCAAGAUCAGAUAAAAUUAAAAAAAAAUUACACCAGGAAGAGGGUGCAGAUUCUUUAAAUGCAUGUUCACUGAACACAGUCAGUCCUUGUCUGUGGAAUGCUGAUCAUAAUCUGUCCAUCAGAUUGAAGAUUGGUCCUGGAUGUGACUUUAGAAAUCAAAAGCGAACCUAAGGUCAGCAAGUCACACAUAAUGGCCUUAUCAAGAAAAAAAUACCCGCGUCCUAAUCUACAAAUGUGAAAAGAAGGCCAAACAAUUUCAUAUAAACUGCAGUGAUGAGUACGAAAACCUAAAUCAGUUACAAAUCGUAAUGCUACAUGAUGCAUUGAAUCAAGCAUCGUAAGAGAGGAGAGAUUUUGAUGCCAUGUAUAAAAUGUCACCGCAGUCCAUUAUCGAAGAGUGGCCUGGAUAAAUCUUUUUUUUCUCGCAACAAAGGAGAAACAACCUUUGUUUCUACAAAAACAAAAACAGCUUCACCAGGAGUUUCUUUCUCUGACAAUUACAUGUUCACAUGCAUUGUACAAAAUGUAUUUUAAAUCAAAUCCCUGUUAUUUGUUGACAAAAACUUGUUUAAUCACUUUGUCAUUUAGUGUAACAAUCUGACAAACAUCAUCUUUAUUCCCUGAGUUUGGACAGCAAAUGAUUCUUGAGUCCGAUUUGAGUAAAAGGCAAAACUAAUAAAGAGGAAGAUCCCUCAGAAUCGAAAGCUUCUGGGUUCGAAUCUCAGCUGUAUGGCAUCCCAAAUACUCCAGCUCUUCCCACAAUCAGGCUAGGUUAACUAAACUUAACUAACUGUCCAUCGGUGUGAAUGAGACUGUGAAUGGUGGUUUGAUGUUCGCCCUGUGAUUGGCUGGUGACCAGUCCAGGGUGCCUCUCGACCAAAGUCAGCUGGGUAGGCUUUAGCUCACCAGCAGCGCAAAAGGAUAAUCAGUUUUAGAAAAUAGAAGGCUGGAUGGAUGGAUGGCGGAUAGUUAAAGUGGAUAGUUUUGUGCAAAGAAAGUAUUCGGGCCACAAUACGAAAAUAUAUUAAUAUUAAUAGAAUAAAGCCAGGCGGCACGGUGCCCGACUGGUUAGAGCGUCUGCCUCACAGUUGUGAGGACCGGGGUUCAAUCCCCGGCCCCGCCUGUGUGGAGUUUGCAUGUUCUCCCCGUCCCUGCGUGGGUUUUCUCCAGGCACUCCGGUUUCCUCCCACAUCCCAAAAACAUGCAUGGUAGGUUAAUUGACAACUCUAAAUUGCCCGUAGGUGUGAAUGUGAGUGCGAAUGGUUGUUUGUUUAUGUGUGCCCUGUGAUUGGCUGGCAACCAGUUCAGGGUGUACCCCGCCUCCUGCCUGAUGAUAGCUGGGAUAGGCUCCAGCACGCCCGAGACCCUAGUGAGGAUAAGCGGCUCAGAAAAUGGAUGGAUGGGAUGGAGAAGCAGACAGCCUAUUGGUGUGCUUAAUGAAUGUGCCUUUAGUAAAGCUGCUCACGUAGCGUCUGGUUUGCUGAAAAAGAAAAUGAGUCUGAAUCUGCCAGUCAAGACAACAAGACAAAACAUUGUACUCUUCACUUCCUUUCGAUAACAUUAUUUACUAUACAAAGACUGUGCUUUGUAUAACCUGUAAAACCUGCUGACUAUUAUGGGAUAGCUGAGGAUGUCACUUUAUGCAAUGUUAUGCAUCUCAGACUGUACGAGACUUAUUCUUAACAUACCACAGCUUGUUUGCUCAGUAUUGCAUUUAUGAGUGAUGCAGUGAUGACCUUGGAUUUGAAGUUUAUAAAGCCCAAACAGGAGCAAACUGUGUUGGUGUGUCUCUAAAGUUGUUCAUUCUUUCUUCCGCCUCCUGCCCGAUGACAGCUGGGAUAGGCUCCAGCACUCCCGCGACCCUUGUGAGGAUAAGCGGCUCGGAAAAUGGAUG
Phyllopteryx taeniolatus (common seadragon) is the source of this 7246-nucleotide messenger RNA. RefSeq names its product galactosylgalactosylxylosylprotein 3-beta-glucuronosyltransferase 1-like. The record is from RefSeq and is a predicted model, not a curated record. Gene Ontology annotation, biological process: carbohydrate metabolic process; chondroitin sulfate proteoglycan biosynthetic process. Bases 212 to 1219 code for a protein of 335 amino acids. The transcript has 6 exons. Lineage: Eukaryota; Metazoa; Chordata; Actinopteri; Syngnathiformes; Syngnathidae. Gene Ontology annotation, cellular component: Golgi membrane. Gene Ontology annotation, molecular function: galactosylgalactosylxylosylprotein 3-beta-glucuronosyltransferase activity.